AUGAGUGUGGAGCAUAGUUCAAGUGCGCCGACAUGCUCACCCCCUUCUGACGUGCGGACAGAAGAUGGGCAUCUCCUGUCGCUCAUCCAUCGCCGCGCCGCUCUCACUGCAACGGCUGUGUCGCCUGAGUCACCGCGAACGCUGUCCCCUUUGCCGCCCGUACCAACGACCCCGGUAGGGACUCCUCCGACAACGCUGGUGUUGUCCGCCGCGCAUACCCCUCUCCGCGGUACGACGACCAGCGGCAGCGACCACGAGUACUCGAGCAACAGCAGCGGCCGUGUGAAGGACUGCGAUAACGGCGCGCACAGCUCAGUGCCGGCGUCGAGCGGCAGCUCCUCGCAUGCCGCGGCCCCGCAUGGGUCUGCGCACAGUUUCUUCCGGCCGAACCCCGCCAGCACCAAUGUCACAACGGCGCCAAGGGUUGUGUACUUUGACGACAGAAAAGCUGGCCUUCGCUCAGCUGAAAAGGAGAAGACGGAGGCCCUCAUCAAGGAGCUCUCCAAGAACUCUAGCUUCUAUGUAAACGAAGAGCGCAAGGCGCAGCAGCGGCAGCGGCAGGUUGAGGGGCUUCUGGUGAAGACGCGGCAGUACGAAGCGAGCGUGCGCAGCCACCCUGACGUGUUCCGCCAGCUACAGCGUGACGUGGCAGACCUUGAGGCCAUCUUUGAGUCGCAUCGCAGCUUCGACUCCAUAUACGUCCACAUGGACAUGGACAUGUUCUUCGCCGCUGUCGAGAUGAAAAAGAACCCGCAGUACGCAGAGGUGCCGCUCGGUAUCGGUAGCAUGUCGAUGCUGUCCACAACAAACUACGUUGCCCGGAAAUACGGCGUGCAAUCCGGGAUGCCAGGCUUUAUUGGCAUGCGACUGUGCCCUCAGCUCGUCAUUGUGCCCACCGACUUCGCCGCGUGCAGAGUCGAGUCCGCCAAGUUCAAGGGUGUGGUGCGAGAGUACGACCCCGAUGCGCAACUGCUCGGCAUGGACGAGGUCAUGAUGUGCCUCGAUGACUACCUCGCACAUCAUCACGUGGACGUCACAACGCACGCGGGGCGCUUUGAUGUUGCAGAGAGGGUCAUCGAGGAGUGCCGCCGACGCAUCGCCGAGGCAACCGGCCUCACCGUCAGCGCCGGGAUCGCGCCGACGCCGACGCUGGCGAAAAUGGCGUCCAACUAUAAAAAGCCGAAUGGGCAGUUCGCCGUUCGCCUCUUCAGCCGCGAAGCCGUGAUAAACUAUCUUGCCAGCAUCCCCGUGCGCCAGGUGCCCGGCAUCGGCAAGUCGCGGGAGAGCAUCCUCGCCGGGCUUGGGAUACGCACACUUGGUGAGGUGUACGAGCAGCGGCAUCGCCUCUUCUACAUCCUGACGCGGAAGACGUACGAAUUUCUUCUCGCCUCGUCCAUCGGCAUCGGUGGCAUGUACGACUCGCGGGAGACGGCGCCGUCUUCGUCCGCCGGUGCGACUACCGGCAAGACGGUCGCUGCAAUGGAUGGUGCGUCGAACGAGGACGACUGGGGACGCAAAUCGGUAGGUCAUGAACGCACCUUCUACAAACUGAUGAAUCGCAUGGCGUUGCAGGCGAUCGCGUACAAGAACCUGCGCCGGUCGCAAGAGACCCUCGUAGAGGAGGGCCUCCUCUGCUCGCAGGUGGUGCUGAAGCUGAAGCACCACAGCUUUCACGUGAAGCAGCACAGCAAGUCACUCAACGUAUAUACGGACGACCACGAAGUCCUGCGGCGGGCGCUUGACGAGUUACUCUUGCCAGUGAUGGACGAUUUUGCCGAAUUUCGGCUGCUUGGCGUGCGGCUGGAAAAACUCCGGCGGCGACCCCAAAGCGACGGCGCCGGCGGCGCUGCCACGCUGACGGUGAAGUCGGCUGCCGAGGCAGAAUCGACUCCACUCACACUGAACCACUUUUUUACUCGUCAGCUCGCAAACAGCGCAUAUUCAGGGCGGCGCCGACAGCAGCAGCAGCCGUUCACUCAGCGAAAGCGCCCCCGUGGCACCGGCGACGGCGGUGCAGAGGACAGUAGCGAUGCCGAUCUCGACAACAGCGACGACGAAGACGUCGCCGUGCUCAUCGUAUCCUCCGAGAGCCAGCUGACGGACGUGGAGGAGGUGAAAGGCUCCGUGAUGAGCUCCACCGCGCCGUCUCCGCUCUCCCAUCGUUCUACGGGUGCAGCCGAAAGGCCGAAGGAGAUGCGCGACGAAGAAGUGGUCGGCGAUGACAGCGCUGACGAUAACGUAUUCAUCGUGGAAUGA
Leishmania major strain Friedlin is the source of this 2256-nucleotide messenger RNA. Its product is annotated as putative DNA polymerase kappa. The transcript has a single exon. Gene Ontology annotation, cellular component: nucleus. Gene Ontology annotation, biological process: error-prone translesion synthesis. Bases 1 to 2256 code for a protein of 751 amino acids. Gene Ontology annotation, molecular function: DNA-directed DNA polymerase activity; damaged DNA binding. NCBI's taxonomy places the organism in Eukaryota, Euglenozoa, Kinetoplastea, Trypanosomatida, Trypanosomatidae. The record is from RefSeq and is a predicted model, not a curated record.